UCCAGCCUGACUGACGCCUCUGGAGCCGCUGUCUCGGUCCCGCCGCCGCCCGCCCGACCCUGCAGCUACCGCGCAACCGGAGUGCGCGGGGGGCACGCGUGGCACCGCGGGGACAGAGUAAGCUGGCUCCACCUACUAAGAGCUUUAGAAGACGUCAGCCCGUCUCUCAAUUGGAAUCGGACCCCACUGCUUCCAGAAGGAAAGGCAAGCUUGUCCCUAUGACAACGCCGCCGACCUGCCCAGGGCCCUGCAAGCCUUGAACGGUCUCAUCCUCUUUCACCGCGCAGGAGCCUGAGCUCUGCCUCCUAUGCACCCCAGCACCCCCAUCAGCUCCCUCUUCUCCUUCACCAGCCCCGCGGUGAAGCGGCUGCUGGGCUGGAAGCAGGGAGAUGAAGAAGAGAAGUGGGCCGAGAAGGCGGUGGACUCUUUGGUGAAGAAGUUAAAGAAGAAGAAAGGCGCCAUGGAUGAACUGGAGAGGGCGCUGAGCUGCCCGGGUCAGCCUAGCAAGUGUGUCACCAUCCCACGCUCCCUCGAUGGACGCCUCCAGGUGUCCCACCGAAAGGGGCUGCCCCACGUCAUCUACUGCCGCGUGUGGCGCUGGCCAGACCUGCAAUCCCAUCAUGAGCUGAAGCCCUUGGAGUGCUGCGAGUUCCCGUUCGGCUCCAAGCAGAAGGAGGUCUGCAUCAACCCGUACCAUUACCGCCGAGUGGAGACCCCAGUUCUGCCUCCAGUGCUGGUGCCAAGACACAGCGAAUACAACCCCCAGCUCAGCCUCCUGGCCAAGUUCCGAAGUGCCUCGCUGCACAGCGAACCCCUCAUGCCGCACAAUGCCACCUACCCUGACUCUUUCCAGCAGUCUCUCUGUCCGGCACCGCCCUCCUCGCCAGGCCACGUGUUCCCGCAGUCUCCAUGCCCCACCAGCUACCCGCACUCCCCCGGAAGUCCUUCCGAGUCCGACAGUCCCUAUCAGCACUCAGACUUCCGGCCAGUUUGCUAUGAGGAACCCCAGCACUGGUGUUCUGUUGCCUACUACGAAUUAAACAACCGGGUCGGAGAGACUUUCCAGGCGUCCUCGCGGAGCGUGCUCAUAGAUGGCUUCACCGACCCCUCCAAUAACAGGAAUAGGUUCUGCCUUGGGCUUCUCUCAAAUGUAAACAGAAACUCGACCAUAGAAAACACCAGGAGGCACAUUGGAAAGGGUGUGCAUUUGUACUACGUUGGAGGCGAGGUGUACGCCGAGUGCGUGAGCGACAGCAGCAUCUUUGUCCAGAGCCGGAACUGCAACUACCAGCACGGCUUCCACCCGGCCACUGUCUGCAAGAUCCCCAGCGGCUGCAGCCUCAAGGUCUUCAACAACCAGCUCUUCGCCCAGCUGCUCGCCCAGUCUGUGCACCACGGCUUUGAAGUGGUGUAUGAGCUGACGAAGAUGUGCACUAUCCGGAUGAGCUUUGUGAAGGGUUGGGGAGCGGAGUAUCAUCGCCAGGAUGUCACGAGCACCCCCUGCUGGAUCGAGAUCCAUCUUCAUGGACCACUGCAGUGGUUGGACAAGGUGCUCACUCAGAUGGGCUCCCCACACAACCCUAUCUCUUCAGUGUCUUAAGUCACGUCGUCAGCCACGUUGCCACCGAACAGACGCGGGCAGGGGCUUCCAUCGUUGCGACCGCAGCUAAUGCAGGGUUCCAGAUGCAGAUGUAAAUACACGUGUAAUGCAUACGAGUCACGUUUUUAUCACCAUUUGUUUUGUGCUACCUACUUAACCUGGGGCCAGUGCUGUGUGGUUGAAGGAGCGUGGUUUCUCUCUGAUUAGGGAGCCAAGUCUUCUGUGAGAGGGAAACACAUACUGAGGGCGUUGGCAAAACCCAAGGCCACUGAAUCAGCUCGUCACUCUACAGAAGGUUGUGCCGCAUACGGAAAACACACAGCUGCUUACACAGAAGGGAACUAGGAGCACUAGAGCGAAAUCGGUCAAACCCACGUGGUUUUCAAAAAGACCUCACUUGCAGUGUGAACGGCAAGAGAGAAAACCAAGCUUGUCCAGUGAUCUAUGAGAUAAAGCCACAGAAACUUUAUCUCCGAAGCUGAAAUACACAUAGCCAGGUACUGAGCUGACAUCAGGUCCAUUCAACCAGAUCUAAACUGUGAUUGGAGAGGAAGAAACUGUGAAGCUUCGAGGCAGGCGGGCAGGC
Messenger RNA from Mus pahari (shrew mouse), 2186 nucleotides. RefSeq names its product SMAD family member 9 (gene Smad9). NCBI's taxonomy places the organism in Eukaryota, Metazoa, Chordata, Mammalia, Rodentia, Muridae. Bases 308 to 1600 code for a protein of 430 amino acids. Gene Ontology annotation, cellular component: heteromeric SMAD protein complex. The record is from RefSeq and is a predicted model, not a curated record. Gene Ontology annotation, molecular function: DNA-binding transcription factor activity, RNA polymerase II-specific; RNA polymerase II cis-regulatory region sequence-specific DNA binding; I-SMAD binding. Gene Ontology annotation, biological process: SMAD protein signal transduction; regulation of transcription by RNA polymerase II; cell differentiation. The transcript has 6 exons.